Molecule: messenger RNA, 3803 nt
Organism: Ctenopharyngodon idella (grass carp)
Lineage: Eukaryota; Metazoa; Chordata; Actinopteri; Cypriniformes; Xenocyprididae
Gene: gdf11
Product: growth differentiation factor 11
Exons: 4
Coding region: 1-1053 (350 amino acids)
Biological process (GO): SMAD protein signal transduction
Cellular component (GO): extracellular region
Molecular function (GO): growth factor activity; cytokine activity
Source: RefSeq, a predicted model, not a curated record
AUGUCCUGUAGAGCUGAUGUGGAUGUGGACUCUCCUGAGUGUUCCGCGUGCGUUUGGAGAGAACAGAGUAAAGUCUUACGGCUGGAAACAAUCAAAUCACAAAUCCUUAGCAAACUGCGCUUAAAGCAAGCGCCCAACAUUAGCAGAGAGGUGGUAAAUCAGCUUCUUCCCAAAGCACCUCCGCUGCAACAGCUCCUGGACCAUCAUGACUUCCAGGGGGACGCAUCCUCCCUAGAGGAUUUCAUGGACGCCGAUGAGUAUCACGCCACCACCGAGUCUGUCAUCACCAUGGCUUCAGAGCCUGAACCUCUCGUGCAGGUGGAUGGGAAACCCAGCUGUUGUUUCUUCAAGUUCAGUCCAAAACUGAUGUUUACCAAAGUCCUGAAAGCCCAGCUGUGGGUUUAUCUGCGGCCACUACAGCAAACUUCCACUGUUUACCUGCAGAUCCUUCGCCUUAAACCUAUCACUGAGCAAGGAAGCAGACACAUCCGCAUCCGGUCACUCAAGAUCGAGCUCAGUUCUCAAGUGGGUCAUUGGCAGAGCAUUGAUUUCAAACAUGUGUUGCAGAACUGGUUCAAGCAGCCACAUACAAACUGGGGCAUUGAUAUAAACGCCUAUGACGAGAGUGGCAAUGACCUGGCUGUGACGUCUCUGCGGCCUGGAGAGGAGGGACUGCCAUUCCUGGAGGUCAAGGUUCUUGAAACAACCAAGCGAUCACGAAGGAAUCUGGGUCUUGACUGUGAUGAGCACUCCACAGAAUCCCGCUGUUGUCGCUACCCGCUCACAGUGGACUUUGAAGCUUUUGGCUGGGACUGGAUCAUUGCUCCUAAACGUUACAAGGCAAACUACUGCUCAGGCCAGUGUGAGUACAUGUUCAUGCAGAAGUACCCACAUACUCAUCUGGUGCAGCAUGCCAAUCCCAGAGGCUCAGCAGGGCCAUGCUGCACACCCACGAAGAUGUCUCCGAUAAACAUGCUCUACUUCAAUGAUAAACAGCAGAUAAUCCAUGGCAAAAUCCCAGGAAUGGUGGUGGACCGUUGUGGCUGUUCAUAGAAUUGUGGAUUUUUGGUUGAGCUAAGGGGAAGUGAUUGAGGGAGGGUGUCAGGGAUGCAGUCUAAAAUCUGCUAGUCUCUACAAUUUCCUUAUAUUUUCCGUACAUUCUUUGGAAAGAAUACUACAUAAUGUACAGAGAACAAAAACAUAUUUGUAGUUUCUUUCGCACAUCCAGCAGAACAGUCCAGGAUAAAUCCUAAUAUGAUUUUUAACUUUAUUAUUUGAAUCUGAAUUUUUGUUCUACCAACAAUUUUGUACACACAAGACUUGGCUGCUUAGUUUUUAUUUUUUAAUGCAUUGCGCUGGGUAGCUCUGGCCACAUUCAAAGAGAUUCAUAGGUCCAAAAUUCCACUCUGCAGCAAAUAUAUUCUCAUUGCCUGUGAUUUUGCUACUUUGUGCAGUAUUCCACAUUCAGAGAGAAUAGAAAAAAUUCUUGGUGCAUUGAAGAAAUGACAGGAGACACAUGCACCCCACCCCCUCCACUAAUGCUGCUACCACAAUGGUGCGACAUUCUCAAUAAUCUAAGCACCCUUUCAUGACUUUGAUCCUCUUUUUACUCUUGAUCUUGUAAAAAGCAAAAGGAAAAGUGAAGAAAAAGGAAGACAUUUUUAUUUUUAAUACUUUUAAGGAGAAAAGGAACAUAACUAAUGGUGCUUUUAGCACUAUUAAUGUAUUUCAGCAACUGCGAUGGACAAAAUCAUCUUAGUAAAAAAAAAAAAUAAUAAUAAUUUAUUUAAAAAGAUGUCACACAUAUCUAGAGUGUCACACACAGCAAUUUAAUGGUAAUUUGUGUAAAGCUAAUGUUUCCCAUGAACUAAGUUUGGUUUCAGUAAUUUGGAUUCAGUGAUUUAUUGGUAUCAAAAAAUCAGUGUUAAAGUAAAACAAAAUAAUACAUGUCCAUGGCUAUAUUCAGUUUUCAGCUGUACUGAAUACAGUUAAAUAUGGGUCCCUAUGCUGACACAGGUAUUUACAUCAUCAUUCUGUAUUUAAUCAAAUAUCAUUCUUGCCCCUUGCCAACCUUUAAUGGUACAGUAAACUUAUUUGGGAGUGCUGAAAAAGCAAAGGAUGGAGAGGGGGAAAAGUAGAAUAGAAAUCUUUUUCUAUUCUUCAAAGAAGUCCCUUUGUUGAAAACAAAAGCACUAUAAUGUUGGAUAAAAGAGGAGCCUUCUUACACUAAAUCUAAGUAAUAUAUGUAUAUAACAGAGAAGAAAAAAAAAAAGCGGGGGGUGGGGGGGGGGGGGGGGUGCAUAUAAAAGAUUAUUUUGGGCACUCUACUUACCAACAAUAAAUUUUGCACUACGGGAAGUAAAUGGCAAGAGGAAUCAUGUUGUUGUCUCCAUUUGUUUUUGACCUUUUCAAGCACAAGAAUUUGUAGAUGGAUUUUAUUAACUGACAAAUGUCUAAGGAGUUUAUGGCCAGUCCACUAUAGUGUAUCUGUUUUGAUCUCUUUUGAAAUCAUUCUGCUGAAGCAGACACUAUUAGUUGGCCUCCUCUAAGACAAACCAUACCUAAAAUUUCAAAACUGAUCUAAGCCUGGACUUUAAAAAGGAUCUGUUUUGUAAUCUUAUAAAAUCCACAAAACUGAACUCUAACGCCUUAACAUUCUAGAUGACAUUAAUUAAGUUCUAAAGUUUUGGCAACUAUUGUUUGUGAUUCAAAUAAAAGUGGCCAUGCACAAUGAGAAUGCAGGUCACAUAAGACUGGAACUUAGUGGCUUACAAUGAACUUUUUUUUUUUUUUUUAACUUGGUUCAGAAUAGAAACAAGGUUAUAUGGGCCAGUAACUACCAGUAGGGAUUUUUCAGUAAGUAAUUAUCUCUACUGAAAACUAAAUCAAUCACAAAAUAAGUAAAAACUACCUCAUCAAAAGGUUUGAAGUCUUACUAUAAAAUUAAAAUUGACAAAUUUUAUAGUAUCUCAAGAGCUAAAAUCCUCUAUAUUUAUGGUCAAACUACAAAUGCAUGUAAUCACAUCAUCAAAUUUUUACUCUUGCCAUUCUAUCAGUGUUGUUUAAAACGUUAUGACUACUCUGUCAAUGUUUUUUAGAACAAUAUUAUUUGAACGAUUUACAAGUCUUCUAAAAUGUCACAGGGUUUCUAUAUUAAAGUCCUUUAAGGACACAAAGAAAGUAUGGUAAGUAUAUGGAGAUCACAAGCCAUCACCCUAAGUUUUACGAUUUGAAACUUCUGUAUAUUUUAAUGUUCUCAGUGUUUUUUGUCAUAUAAUAGGUGGGGGAAAAAAAGAAUUGUGAUCUGUAAACGUGAAAAAAAAAAAAAUCCAAAUGAAAACAUUUUACAUUACAUAGUGUUGAAAGACUCUGCUUUGAAGAUUUAUGUACUCUUUUCAGUCGUGUUCAGUCACUCUUUAUAUUGUGUAGAGAAAUUAAUUAUAAAGUAGUUUUGUUUUCAUGCAAAGAAGAAAACUUGUUCAUCAUUAUUUCUGUCCUUGUUUGUUGUUUGAUCUUUUUUUUUUUUUUUUUUUGUACAAUAAAUACUUUAUUUAGCUUACAAAAGGACUGCUUCUUUUUUUUAAUACACUAGGCCAACAUUUAUGGUGUAUCUGACAAGCUAGGAAAAGACAUCCGGAGGAUUAUGGCUCUCUUCAAUGAGCAAUUCAUUUAUUACAGCAUUUAUUAAUCUUUUUAAUGUUUAUUUAAUAAAAACACUGUUCAUUGUUAGUUCAAGUCAUCUCAUGUCCAUUAAAUAAUGUUAACAAAUACAACUUUUAAUUUUAGUAAUGUAUUAGUAAAUG